Messenger RNA from Miniopterus natalensis, 1553 nucleotides. The record is from RefSeq and is a predicted model, not a curated record. Lineage: Eukaryota; Metazoa; Chordata; Mammalia; Chiroptera; Miniopteridae.
CUUUCUUCUGUCCCCAUCCCCAGAUUUGGGCCCGAAAACUUCUCCCUGUCCCUUGGCGUCUGUUUGGCCCCAGAAGAUAUGCCUCAUCCAGCUUCAAGGCUGCAGACCUGCAGCUGGAAAUGACACAGAAGCCUCAGAAGAAGCCUGACCCCAGCGAGCCCCUGGUGUUUGGGAAGACAUUCACUGACCACAUGCUGAUGGUGGAGUGGACUGAGAAGGGCUGGAGCCACCCCAGAAUCCAGCCCUUCCAGAACCUCACACUGCACCCGGCCUGCUCUGCUCUCCACUACUCACUGCAGCUCUUCGAGGGCAUGAAGGCCUUCAAAGGCGGCGACCAGCAGGUGCGCCUCUUCCGACCCUGGCUCAACAUGGACCGCAUGCUGCGCUCGGCCCUGCGCCUCUGCCUGCCGAGCUUCGACAAGGUGGAGUUCCUGGAGUGCAUCCGCCGGCUGGUGGAAGUGGACAAGGACUGGGUCCCCGACAGCUCAGGCGCCAGCCUCUACGUGCGGCCCGUGUUCCUGGGGAACGAGCCCUCGCUAGGUGUCACCAGUUCCUCGAGAGCCCUCCUGUAUGUAAUCCUCUGCCCCGUGGGCUCGUACUUCCCUGGAGAUGCCAUGAGCCCCGUCUCCCUCCUGGCUGACCCCACGUUCAUCCGGGCCUGGGUGGGUGGGGUCGGAGACUGCAAGCUGGGCGGGAAUUAUGGGCCCACGGUGUUUGUGCAGCAGGAGGCGAAAAAGAAGGGCUGUGAGCAGGUCCUCUGGCUGUACGGGCCUGACCACCAGCUUACUGAGGUGGGCACCAUGAACAUCUUCGUCUACUGGACCCACGAGGAUGGGGUGUUGGAGCUGGUGACCCCCCCGCUGGAUGGUGUCAUCUUGCCUGGAGUGGUCAGACAGAGUCUGCUGGACCUGGCUCACACCUGGGGCGAGUUCCGGGUGGUGGAGCGGAAGAUCACCAUGAAGGAGGUUAUGCGAGCCUUGGGGGAGGGACGGGUCCGGGAAGUCUUUGGCUCAGGCACCGCUUGCCAGGUCUGCCCUGUGCAUCGAAUCCUGUACCAAGGCAAGGACCUCCACAUUCCCACCAUGGAAAAUGGGCCUGAGCUGAUCCUUCGCUUCCAGAAGGAGCUGAAGGCAAUCCAGUACGGAACGAAGGCCCACGAGUGGAUGCUCCGGGUGUGACGCUGCAGACUGUGCCCGGCCACCCUCGGGCCCACCGGCCUUAGCCCUAGUCCCUGCCGGAGCCGCGUCUCCCUACCAAUGACAACCUGAAGUGCAAUAUGAAAUAAGAGGCCGCGGCCGGGGCGCCUGGGUCUCUGGCGCCCCCGCGUGGCCGCCACGCUCCCAAAGCCUUACGGGCCCGACCCAGGCGUCCGGGCCCCAGCUCCGCCUCAGGCCUGGGGGAUUUGGAUUCCCAGCUGCUCUGUGUUGAGGGGUUAAGUCUACGCCUUGGCCCCCGACUCCGCACCUCUCCGUUCUCAGACCGGAUCUCCCAAGUGCUGCCGUUGAUUUUUUUUCUUCUUGCUGGAAUUUUGAAAUAAAAUGCCAAAUACAAGA